Ectocarpus siliculosus is the source of this 967-nucleotide messenger RNA. The record is from the annotation of a GenBank genome assembly. Lineage: Eukaryota; Phaeophyceae; Ectocarpales; Ectocarpaceae.
CCGGUGCAACUUUCAAGUGGGAACAGGGGGCGAGUCUGUGGACCUCUUCUUCUUGCUACUCCUCUUCUGUGUGUUGGAGAGAGAGAGUGUGAGAGAGACCCGGGGCGCGCGAAAUCGCUGGCCUUGAAAGAGCUGGCGACAAACCAGGAGGUGAGAAAGAAGGGCGUCGUUAGGCUCGUCCAAGACGCCGCACGGUUCUGCGAUGAUGAACGUCGUCACACGCUUCUGGUGGGCCGUUGCGCUACAGCUGUGCUUGGCGAUGUGUUUUAGCGGCGUGUCGUCGACCCCAAGCUUCCCGGGCUGCGACCUCAUGAAGCCGGAGGAUGCUUUGUCCCUCGGGGAUGGGGUCUGCGACAUGCUCUACAACAUCCAGGAUUGCGGCUACGACGGAGGAGACUGCUGCCCCUGCACGUGCCUGGGCAGAUGGGACCGGGAGAAAGAUUCGGACUACGCGUGUGGCUCGAGCGGCUAUCACUGCCUCGACCCAACGGCUCCCUGCUUGGCCGAGCACGAGACAGCGCUCCGCGAGCUGCAGUCGGGAUCCGACGCGGCCACAGGGUCCACCUACACGGACGACGGAUCUAACACGGGCGAAGGAUCUUACGCCAGCGAAGGGUCGUACACGGACGAAGGAUCUAAUACGGGCGAAGGAUCUUACGCCAGCGAAGGGUCGUACACGGACGAAGGAUCUAAUACGGGAGAAGGAUCGAGCACGGACUCGCGUAGCCCCACAUCGGCCCCCACCGGGGCCCCCACCCUGUUUUCCAACCAGGACGUGGUGGACGCCUUUUCCACUGCCGCCGAUGGCCUCUCAGGCAGCGCCGUCGGGGCGAUCGUUGGGGUGUGCCUCGUCGUCGUGCUCGUCGGUGGUGCGAUCUACCUCUACAAGAAGAAGCAGGGUGGUAGUGGAGGCGGCGGCAGCAAUGCCCCUAACUAUGCGGCCGCAGACUCGGCGAGCCUCACGUAG